GAUCACGCCGGCAAUUCCCGUUCCGUCAGUGUAACUACAAGUAAGCUACAGCCAAGUCCAAGUCUAUAGUCGAACUCCCUGGCCAUUAAGUCAUACCAUCAUCGUUCCUCUUCCCUCUUCCCUCCGAAAUCCAGCCAGCCUCCUCUUUUCACACCUUAAUCCCUCCUCUCCUCUCCUCUUCUUCCUUCCUUCUUCCUUCUCUCCCCUCCUCUUCUCUCCCAUAAUAUCAUACCCACAUCAAUUGCUUCAUCCCUAGCAUCCCAUACACUCAAUUCCUCUCAACCCACCAUCAAGAACCCCUAGACCCAACAAAAAAAAAGCACAAUGGUUCUCGCACGCCCUCAUAUCCUCCGCGCCUCCGCCCGAGCCCUCGGCACCGUGCGACGACAAGUGCCCACCCAGCAAUUCGCCCGACGAACAUACGCCCAAGCCACCGAAUCAACCAACAAGUCCUCCGACCUCCCCUGGCUCAUCGGCUCCCUCGGCCUCGGCAUCCCCGGCGCGUACUACCUCCUCGCGACGGGCCCCAAAGCCGCGGCCUCGUCGCACGACACGCCCGACACGCACCACCACGGCGAACCCAAGGGCAAGACCUCGACCUCCGCCCCAAUCGAGAAGGAAGAAUCCGCCGCCGCCAAGGACUCCGCCCCGCAGCCGGACCGGGACGCCGAACAGAAGACCGAUUCGGGGGCCGCGACCGCCUCGACGGAUGGGAAGGCACCGUCGGAGGCUGAUGAGCCCUCAACCCGCAAGGAACCUGGCAAUUCGGCGACCAUCUCCGGCAAGCAGGAGGGUCUUUCUAAUGCCACGACGGAUCAUCCGCAUGUGAACGAGCCCGGGAAGAGUGUCAAGGGGGAGGGCGAGACGGAGACGGCUAAGGUGAAGGGGGCGGUGUCGCCGGAUCGUCCGCAGCAGUAGACCGAUAGAUAGGUCGAAAGAUUCUCGUUGCUUCGGGAGGAAGAUGGGGUUUUUUCUGUAUGAUCCAAAUGUUUUUUCAUGUAUAAGAUCAUGAAGUUUCCUGAAGAGUUGUGC
Molecule: messenger RNA, 1032 nt
Organism: Aspergillus japonicus CBS 114.51
Lineage: Eukaryota; Fungi; Ascomycota; Eurotiomycetes; Eurotiales; Aspergillaceae
Exons: 3
Coding region: 325-918 (197 amino acids)
Source: RefSeq, a predicted model, not a curated record